This is a messenger RNA of Heteronotia binoei (common prickly gecko), 1023 nucleotides long. Its product is annotated as zinc finger protein 239-like. Gene Ontology annotation, biological process: regulation of transcription by RNA polymerase II. The annotation marks the transcript as partial. Gene Ontology annotation, molecular function: DNA-binding transcription factor activity, RNA polymerase II-specific; RNA polymerase II cis-regulatory region sequence-specific DNA binding. The transcript is spliced from 3 exons. The record is from RefSeq and is a predicted model, not a curated record. Lineage: Eukaryota; Metazoa; Chordata; Lepidosauria; Squamata; Gekkonidae.
CAAGUAACCCACACAGGGGAGAAACAUUUUGAAUGCACAGAGUGUGGAAAGAGAUUCAGUCAGAGUAGUCGUCUUCAAGAGCAUCAAAGAACCCACACAGGAGAGAAACCAUUCAAAUGCAUGGAGUGUGGAAAGAGCUUCAGUCGGAGUACCAGUCUUCAAGAGCAUCAAAGAACUCACACAGAGCAGAAACCAUUUGAAUGUACAGAGUGUGGGAAGAGAUUCAGUCGGAGUAGCAGUCUUAAAGAGCAUCAAAGGACCCACACAGGGGAGAAACCAUUUGAAUGCACAGAGUGUGGGAAGAGAUUCAGUCGGAGUAGCAGUCUUCAAGAGCAUCAAAGAACCCACACAGGGGAGAAACCUUUUGAAUGCUCGGAAUGUGGAGAAACAUUCAGUAGAGUUGGGUAUCUUCAACGGCACCAAAGAACCCACACAGGGGAGAAACCUUUUGAAUGUUCAGAGUGUGGAAAGAGAUUUAGUAAGAGCGGCACUCUACGAAUCCACCAGAGAAUCCACACAGAGGAGAAACCGUUCGAAUGCUCAGAGUGUGGAAAAAAAUUUAGUACGAGUGGGUAUCUUCAGCUGCACCAAAGAACCCACACAGGGGAGAAACCUUUUGAAUGUUCAGAGUGUGGAAAGAGAUUCAGUUGGAGUGGCACUCUGCAAAUCCACCAGAGAACGCACACGGGGGUGAAACCUUAUGAAUGCUCAGGGUGUGGAAAGAGAUUUAGUAAGAGUGCCUCCCCAGAUCUGGUGCAGAAGAGCCCCCAAAGCCCUGAGCAGCAGCCGGAGCUCCUCUCGGCGCAGGAGACGGCGGGGCGCCCCUUGCCUCCCUCUGCAGCGCCGAGAGGGUUAAAGCCACCGAGUGGGCGGCUGGAGCGGCCGCGGGAGGACCGGGAAGGCGGGGAGGGGGCGGAGAAGGCUCUGCAGCCCGCGGAAGAGGAGCGGGAAGCCGCGGAGGGAGACGCCGCUCUUCAUACACAAGGCACUAAAGGCAUCAUUACCCGGUCAGAGGAGACCUGA